Molecule: messenger RNA, 387 nt
Organism: Penicillium roqueforti
Lineage: Eukaryota; Fungi; Ascomycota; Eurotiomycetes; Eurotiales; Aspergillaceae
Exons: 3
Coding region: 1-387 (128 amino acids)
Source: RefSeq, a predicted model, not a curated record
AUGAAUUCUGCCGGGCGGUGGCCACCCGCCAAGGCCACGCGAAACCCGCACGGAGUCGAAGUGAAGGAAGUUCUUUUCUUCGAAGGCAAAUUCCCACAGCUUCAUUCCAUCUCGUUUUUUACCCACAUUUUCUCGAUCUUUCUCAUCUUUCUCUCAAACCCUCCACAUCUCCCUCUCCGCGCCAUCAGAACCGAGAACUCUUUCUCACUUCACCUAUACUUCCCGCUUUUCCGCAAUCUCAAAGCGCCUCGCUUUUUUUUGGUUCUUUACGUGAUUUCCUUCUAUCCUCUUCAAUUGCUUGCAUUGGUGCUGCGUUUAUUUCGCAUCUCAAGCGAGGGAAACACGACAAUUCCAUUUUUAGAACGUUCAUCGCUUUCUUCUUCAUAA